CCCGUUCCAGCUCGCCGCCCUCUCUCCUCACACAGUCGCAAUCGCAGCACAACAGCACACACGCACACUCUCUCUUCCCAGUCCAGUCCAGUCCAGUCCACCCCCACAGCCGCGCCCUUGCAUUGCUUGCUUCUCGCCGCGGCAACGCACCGCAUCCACCUGCAGCAGCACGGAAACCCUAGCCAACCCAUCCCCACACGCCGCGGAGCUCCGAACGCUGCUGCCGCUGCUGCUUUUCCGGCGGCAUCAAGCCGGAUCUGCGCCCCCACCCACACUACCCGCUUGCCGAGAUUCGGCGCCUCCGCUUGCCGGGAGGCGGAAUGCGGUGAGGAGGAGGAGGAGGAGGCGGAAUCCGUUUGCCUCUCUGAGCUCUCUCCCCUCCGGCGAGCGAGCCGUGGGGGUGGCGCGGCGUGUGGGACGGCCACACCCCCCUUGCGUGGCCCCUCCUCGCGCAAUUCUCGGUUCCAAUCGAAUUGGAGGUAAUUGUUCUGAAUGGACUAUCGUCUCCUCGAUCUGAUAUAUUGGAAAGGAGGAGGAUAGCAAAGUUUUCUCGAAGAGACUUCUAGUCUAUAAAGAUGCCACCCUCUCCCUCCCUGAGGAGAUCUCCUUCAAAGGAGAUUUCCCAUAGGAGGGGCCACAGUUUUGGGAGCACAGUGCCUGCUAAACCAAAGGAUGACGAACUCGCAUUGUUCAAUGAUAUGCGGAAAAAUGAGGAGGACAACUUCUUGUUGGAGUCGUCCGAUAAUUUUGAUGAAACGAUCUCAAAAUUGAGCUAUUUUCCGGAUCUCAAGCUUGGCGUCAACAUUGCCAGACGAGAAGAAAGCCGUGAUUUUCUUAACACUGAUGGUGACAAGAAUGAUUAUGAUUGGUUGUUGACUCCUCCAGAAACACCACUUUUCCGUUCAUUGGAUGAUGAUGAAGACAAGCUCGCUGGUCCAGCUCCUAGGGGCAGGGCUCAGACAAAGCCAAUAUUGAUUUCAAGGUCAUCAACAAUGGAAAAUGCUCAAAGAUCUAGUAGAAGCAGUGCAAGCCCAAAUAGACUAAGCUUGUCACCACGCUCAAGUAGCAGCAAUACAGCUCUGACAAGGACAAGAUCAACGAAUUCAUCUUCUCGUUGUAGCCCACCACUUUCUCUGCAAUCAUCCACACCAUCUCGAAGAUCUCCAACUCCUCCGGGUAAUAAGACAUUAACACCACCACGGAGGUCACCUAGUCCUGCCUCAAGGAGGAUGAGUGCUACUUCAAGUGGACCAACGCUGAAUGGAACAAGGGGAGCUUCACCUGUGAAAACUAAUCGUAGGUCAUCUUCUCCAAAAUUUCAAGGAUGGCAGUCAAGUGAUCCCGGUUUCUCUUUUGAUGCACCUCCAAACCUUCGCACAUCUAUGUCAGACCGCCCAUUAUCCCGUUCAAGGGGUGGGUCCCCUUCAUCUUUCAGUGGAUUAAACAUGGUUUCAAGAGGUAGAAGACAAUCAAUGUCUCCUACCCCGUCAAGAAGAACUAUUUCGUCCCAUAGUACUGAACGAGAUCGUUUCAGUUCAUACAGCAAAGCUUCUGCAACAUCUUCUGGUGAAGAUGAUCUAGACUCUAUGCAGUCUGUGCCAAUUGACUAUUCCAGCAGUCCAGCUGUAAAAAAGAGCCUGGCAGUGAUGAAGACCAGAACAAUUGCAUCAUCACAGAAGCCAUCCAAGAGUUUCUCUCCUAGUUCUGCCCCAAAGAGAUCAUUUGAUUCUGCUGUUUGGUUGAUGGAUCAUCGCAAAGCACCUCAAAGUAUGUUCAGGCCACUUCUGUCAAGUGUCCCCACUACCACUUUUGUAGCCGGCAAAGGAAAUGUUGUUCAUCGCCCUACGUUUUCACACAUUUCCUCAGUCACAACCAGCAGCAACGCAAGUUCUGAGCAUGGUGCCACUUUUAGCCCUUGUGUGGACAUUGACCAUGAACGACAUGAUCUAGUUGGUCAAUGGGAAACAAAUGACAGUUCCAGAAUCCAUGAAGAGAUAUUUAUGUUUGAUAAAUCUGAUGAGCUGAAUGAAGGAUCCAAUUGUCAUCAGCACAGUUUAUCAACUACUUGUAGUGGUUUAGAGAACUCAUCAGGCAGAGUCAAUUGUGUAGAGAGCACCAAAGAAGGCCUUGAUAUGAAAAGUAGACGAACAGCUGAUCAGAUUUCAUGUGGUUUUGCAAGUAGUUCUGAGGUUGGAGAUGGUGAAAUGGCCACAUGCACUAGAUGUGGAAAGAUUUUUAAUGUGAUGUAUUUGAGUGGUGAUAAUUAUUGUGAAGAGUGUGAUUUUGGGGAUGGGAUAUUUUCUGCAGGAUCUAAGAUACAAACUACAGAAGGACUACAUCAGAAGGACCAUAAAUUUACGCAAUCUAAAGUUUGCAUUCCAUCGGAAGAUCGUCGUCCUAUAGCACUAGAUUGUGUAGAAGAUAGCAGUGAUGUAUCUCUUGACCAUCAGUUAGUGAGCAAUGAACCUCCAGCUGAUUAUUUACAAAGGUACUCCACUGAAUCAGUGGUGCACACAAAUGAGGAAAAGAUGUUGGGGAAGCAUUUGAUGAAUCUUAAAGAAAAUAUCAGUCCACAUGAUAUUGGUGACUCUUCAAUGGGAAAUAGCAAUGAUAUUUCACCACAUACAUGUAGUGUAAGUGACUAUCAAGAAGCUGAAGCAGCACAUGUGACAGAGUAUAAGCUUUUCAGACUACAAAAAGGUAACCAAAAUCAUGAAAUGGCCCAAUGCCUGUCAGAAUCAGAUUGCCAACAUAAUGGAUUUAUUUCUGGUAUGGUGGCCAGUGGAUCUCAUGAACUGGGGUCAACUGGGCCUCCAAGCCUUAAGGUUGAAAAUGCUGAGGGCAACGGUAUAUCGGUACUCUUAUUGGAGGAGACAAGAAGCAAGAAAUGGCCUAUUGUGGAAGGGAGGACUUUGGUUACUACCAACAUUCAUUGUUUGGAACCCUAUUAUACAGCAGAUAGUGUCAGUUUGAUGAAGCGUAGCAUUGGACGGGAUAGCUCUUCAGCUGCUUCUUCCAUUGAUCUAGGGCCAUCAGGGCAAUCAGAUGUACGCUUUGAGCGCCUUAGAAGUGGUAAGAAGGGUGACUUCGAGAAGUCUCAAAUAAGUUGUCAAAGCAUUGCUUCAGUGUCGGAUAUGUCAAUUAGCGGUUCAUCAGCUUCACAUUACCCUCAGAGUUAUGUAAAUGGAGAUGGUUGCCAUCCAAUCUAUAGUUUGGAAACAAGUGCUUUGACAGCUGCGGUUUUUACCGAAGAACAUGAUGGAUCUUUUAAAGAAGCUCUCUCAAGUGCUAUAGAGUGCUGGUCUGUUGCACAAGCCAUUGUAAAUGAUGAUUGUGAAGUAGAAGAUGAAGUAACUCAGAAUCAAGAUAAAGAAAGGAUGGCUCGUGAUGAUAAUUUAGGUGUUGACAUGUGUUCAUCAUACACUGAAGUGCCAAGUGACAUGCCCCAGUCUCCUGCUGCUGACGUUAGCUUCAUAGAAAAGACAGAGAACGAUAGUCAAGAAGUUCCGGCCAUCGCUGACUACUCAGUUGCAACUCCAGAACAUCCAUGUGAUGAGAACAAUUCUGACAUUCCUAGAAUUCUGUCUGAAACGGUUGCAGCUUCUGAUGACGAAAGCAAGUUGGAUGAUUGUGGUGUAUCAUCUGUCCCUGAGGAGGGUGCAUUGGUUUCUGCAAGAGAUGAAACCAAAGAUGAAGGAAGGAGGAAACAAUUUCAGAGAUGCUUCACUUUAGAAGAGGCUACGGAUACAAUUCUCUUUUGUAGUUCCAUUGUUCAUGACCUAGCAUACAAGGCUGCAACAGUUGGACUGGAGCGAGAGCAGGAAGCUGAAUUCGCUCAUGCCCCUCGACCAACAGUGACCAUGGUAGAAAAAUUCAUUCCAAGGGAAGAUGGUUUGUUGAGAGGUCCUCAGAGGCGAACGACAAGGCGUAAGGUUGAAAGGAAAAUACCAGAAGGUGAUGGAGAAUCCAUCACAGAUACUGCCAGGACAGAAGUAAUUACUAAAGAGCCAGCACCUGUACGUUCUUCUUCUGAAAUUACUACAUUUGAUAGCUUGAAGCCUCCAAAGAUGGAGUCGAAGUGCAACUGCACAAUUAUGUGAAUUGUCCAUGAUUGGAAUGUACCAAGGAGACCUGGGAUCUAAGUUGAAGCCUAUAUAUAUAGUAGUUUCGUUUUGGGCGCAAACCACUACUGCAAGAUGAACCCUGCACCAGUUGAGCGCAGGGGUUUCUUGUGAGAAAAUUUUCUGGCCACGGUGCAUUUAUUUUCUUUUUUUUUUGUUGUAAUAGAGGUGCUUGGGCUAUUCUUUUGUAAAUUCUUCCUUCCCCCUUUUUGCUCUGUAUGUUUAUUCUACGUUCUGCUUGCCGUGUGAUUAUAUUUUAGUUUGCUAAAGAAAUGAAAUUUCAGUUCCACGUAAAGAAAAUUUGUACAACCUCUGCUUCAGAUAUUUGUGUUACUUUUUUCUAAUGAAACUAGGAAUGUAGCUUAUUUAA
Oryza sativa Japonica Group (Japanese rice) is the source of this 4491-nucleotide messenger RNA. RefSeq names its product probable GPI-anchored adhesin-like protein PGA55. Lineage: Eukaryota; Viridiplantae; Streptophyta; Magnoliopsida; Poales; Poaceae. Gene Ontology annotation, cellular component: cortical microtubule. The record is from RefSeq and is a predicted model, not a curated record. Gene Ontology annotation, biological process: cortical microtubule organization.